UUAAAAGUCUUUUCUUAUUUUCUGAGUGGUGAAUAUAUUGGACAAAAACUUAGGGAGAAUGGCUUUGAUCCCAAGGGGAAAGGCACAUUCUCACUGCUGGAUGAUCUGGCUCAUUAUGAUUUAGCUGCAAGUGUGGCUUUAUGGUGGCUGGAGAAAUACAAUGGAAACAGUCCAUUUCAGAGUGAACUUUUAGGAAUCGGCCCUGCUCAGUAUCCCAAUCAUCUUGAAAGAGAAGCUAUGAUACUUUCUUCCUUUGCAGGGAUGCUUUUGAAUAGUUUACCAGUAGAGGACAUCCUGUCUCUGUAUAGCUGCAAGCCAUCUUCCUCUUGCCCUGAUCAAAACACUAAAAGCAGCAUAAUCCACCCCUUCUCCUUAUCCUACCACCCAUUUGCCAUGCUCAGCUCCUUUAAGGCCAUUGACCAUUCACGAAAACACACUCAGAUGCUGAAGCGCUGGAACACCGAACGUAGUCAAGGAGCCUCUGCACUUCAGGAGAAAGUGAAGGCGCCAUCCUCUAGCCCCUUCUCUCACACCUCUUUCAGUGAUAGUGCUGAUUACCUUAAAGAACAAGCAAAACACUAUGAAGGAUCUUGGGACACUCUGCAAGACUGAAGGCUGUACAACCUCAAUCCAUUUUAUUAUACCGUUAAGACUUCCAGUUUUAAAUGAGAUAUUAUGUUUCAAAGAUUACUGGAUUUUUUUAAGUGCUUUGAAUAUUUCACUUGCGCCUAAACUCUUCAGAAGUCUACCAUGUACAUCUACCAUGUACAUCUUCUGUUUAGUAGGUUUUUAUGCCUGAAUGCCCCAGUGACUCAUUCUCAUUAUAGUUUUGCUACUCUUCCACUUUUUCACUCAUUUAAUCUUAGAAUAUCCUUUUUUUUUUUUAAACAUGAGUUUAGACAUAAGUCAGUUUUUCUCCAUUCCAAACUCAUACAUGAACAGACGCAACGCUAACUCCACCUGUGCGGAGAUAAAGUG
Molecule: messenger RNA, 978 nt
Organism: Electrophorus electricus (electric eel)
Lineage: Eukaryota; Metazoa; Chordata; Actinopteri; Gymnotiformes; Gymnotidae
Gene: c9h2orf80
Product: chromosome 9 C2orf80 homolog
Source: RefSeq, a predicted model, not a curated record